Solea solea (common sole) is the source of this 2148-nucleotide messenger RNA. It is a transcript of the gene slc35h1, whose product is annotated as solute carrier family 35 member C2. NCBI's taxonomy places the organism in Eukaryota, Metazoa, Chordata, Actinopteri, Pleuronectiformes, Soleidae. Gene Ontology annotation, molecular function: antiporter activity. Gene Ontology annotation, biological process: UDP-glucose transmembrane transport. The record is from RefSeq and is a predicted model, not a curated record. The transcript is spliced from 10 exons. Gene Ontology annotation, cellular component: Golgi apparatus; endoplasmic reticulum-Golgi intermediate compartment; cis-Golgi network. The coding region runs from base 412 to 1506 and encodes 364 amino acids.
UAAAAUAGCUACAUGUUUAGUUUAGUAUUAGUUUUUUAGGGAUACUUUUUGAUACUUUCUCAUAAUCAUGAAAUACAGUCUCAUAUUUAUGGGAUACUUUACUUUUAUGACGUUGCAUCUCAUAAGUAUGACUUAGUAUUUCAUAAUUAUAACUUGGCAUCUCAUAAUUAUGACUUACUAAUAUAUAUUUUUAUGUUUUCACUCCCCCUUGUGGCCAUUUUGGGUCAAGCGUGCAGGUUCUCUCACCCAUGGUCCAACAAAUGGUCGUCUUAAUCCAAAGUUAGCAUGUUUUAAAGUGAGGACAGCAUGAGUGAUGCUGUCCGCUAUGGGUGACAGGCAUGGCUGCAGAGUCGGUGAAGAGAUGACCUCUUGUCUGUAGCUGUCCCACCGUGGACAGCUUUUUACACCUUCAUGGCGUUUCCCGUCCAGUUCCUGUGCAAGGGGCUUCGCGGUGUGGGAUUAGUUCUACUCUACUACGCCUUCUCCAUUGGCAUCACCUUCUAUAACAAAUGGCUGAUGAAGGGUUUCCACUAUCCCCUCUUCAUGACGUUGACUCACCUCACCGUCAUUUUCUGCCUGUCUGCUUUGACGCGGCGGGCCAUGCACUGCUGGACAGGGAAACCCCGCGUCAUUCUGAACUGGACAGAUUACCUCCUGAAAGUGGCACCGACUGCCUUGGCCACAGCUCUGGACAUUGGACUUUCCAACUGGAGUUUACUCUUCAUCACCAUUAGCUUGUACACCAUGACCAAGUCCACAGCAGUGCUCUUUAUCCUCUUUUUCUCCCUGGCGUUUAAACUAGAGGAGUCGAACCCAUUCCUGAUCGUGGUGGUCCUGCUGAUCUCCAGCGGUCUGUUUAUGUUUACGUACGAGUCGACCCAGUUCAACCUGGAGGGAUUCGUCAUGGUGUUGCUGGCGUCCUUCAUAGGCGGGAUCCGCUGGACCCUCACCCAGAUCCUCAUGCAGAAGUCCGAGCUGGGUCUUCAGAACCCCAUCGACGCCAUGUUCCACCUUCAGCCGCUCAUGUUCUUUGGCCUCUUUCCUCUCUUCCUGUUUAAUGAAGGUGUGAGCAUCAGUACCUCAGAGAAGUUGUUUCGAGUGACCGAGCUCUCGCCUCUCCUGUACUCGCUCUGCACACUGAGCAUCGGCGGCAUGCUGGCCUUCGGUUUAGGCUUCUCGGAGUUCCUGCUCGUCUCCCGGACUUCCAGCCUCACUCUUUCUAUAGCAGGGAUCUUUAAGGAGGUGUGCACUCUGCUUUUGGCCGCGUCUGUGAUGGGAGACAAAAUGAACGCGCUGAACUGGCUGGGAUUCACCGUGUGCCUCUGUGGCAUUUCACUGCACGUGGCACUCAAGACGUAUUAUUCCAAAAAUAAGGUCCCGUCUGUGCGGCAGCUGAGCAGCAGGAGCCCGGAGCUCGAGCUGCCGCUGCUGCAGCUGAGCAGAUACGACGCCGAGGAUUCAGCCGCCGGUGGAUACGGCGACGAGGAGGAAAUCACUCUGCACUGACGUCACGGAGUACGGAGUACGGCCUUCUUCUUGACUCCUGUUGUCAUUCCACACGUUUUCCGUCGGACGACCAAAUGAACUGCGAGUGCGUGAAAGAACACAGCUCGGGACACACUGCCUCAAAAGAGAGGGAGCCGCCCUCUCUUUAGCUCUUUACUUCCACUGAUUUGUCUCUUCAGGAAAGUAUAAGCUGUACAUUAACCGUGGACUUUGAACCUGACACACGUUUGUGUGGUUUCUGCCUUAAGGGCCUCUCUCUGAAGUGUUACUAACACAUGCAGCUGUCAGACUGUGAUGGAUGGGGAGAGGAAAUUUACAGCUUAAAAUGACACCUUGAAUUAUUGAGGGUCAUAUUUUCUUUUGCUAUUUACCUUCACUGUGUGAUGUCUAAACACACACGUAUACGGGUACAUGUCACUAACUGUGUCCCCACAGAAUCAGCUGUUGGGAGACAGAGAGCUCAUCUGCAGGUUCAUUUUCUCCACAAAUCAUAACUGCUUGGUCAAAAAAGAAGAAAAGAAUCAUCACAACGAAACCUAAAGCCUUAAUAUUCAUCAUGGAGAGUUUUUUGCAACCAAAAUUGUCCCAAAACUCAAGAAUAUUUGAGAAAUAAAGUAGCAGAUGCUCCCUCUUGUCACGGUU